AUGAACGCCUCCGAUACUGUCGAUGUGGCUGAGAUUGCCAAAUCAAAAGCCGCCUCGCACGAUGUGUCCAUUAACGAGAAGGUCCCCACCGUCGAUGAAUUGACCAUCGACAGUGCUCCUCGCGGGGAGAUCACUUACGAUGAUGGUGAUGACUCGAUCAACAAAGCUGCCCCCACCACGGAUGAGCUGGCCAACCUCCGUCGCGUGUCCGGCAAGAUUCCCUGGGCCGCCUACACAAUCGCCUUCGUCGAGCUGUGUGAGCGAUUCUCGUACUACGGUACCACUGCAGUGUUCGUGAAUUUCAUCCAGCGACCCCUCCCCAAGGGAUCUACCACCGGUGCCCUGGUUGCCGGUAGCUCAGACUGGAGUAAUGGAACACCCGGUGCGCUGGGCAUGGGCCAGCAGGCCUCCACCGGUUUGACAUUGUUCAACUCUUUCUGGUCUUACAUUAUGCCCUUGGCUGGUGCUUGGGUGGCCGAUCAAUACUGGGGCCGUUUCCGCACCAUUUUCUCCUCGAUUGCCUGCGCGCUCGUCGGCCACAGUAUCUUGAUUGUUUCCGCUAUUCCCAAGGUCAUUGCCAGCCCCAACGGUUCAAUUGCUGCUUUCACGAUUGGACUGGUGAUUAUGGGUGUGGGAACAGGUGGUUUCAAGUCCAACAUUUCCCCCCUCAUUGCGGAACAAUAUCGCGAGACGAAGCCAUACGUUUCCACUCUUCCCAGUGGUGAGCGCGUCAUCGUUGAUCCCGCUGCCACUGUUGCGCGUAUCUACCUAUAUUUCUACCUGAUGAUCAACGUUGGCUCGCUCACCGGUCAGAUUGCGAUGGUCUACGCAGAACGCUAUGUCGGGUUCUGGCUGUCAUACCUGCUGCCCACUGCCAUGUUCUGCCUCUGCCCCACCGUUCUCUUCGUCUGCCGUGGAAAGUACUACUUGACUCCCCCUAGUGGUUCCAUUUACCCCAAGGCUUUCAAGCUCUGGAGCCUUGCUAUGAAGGGCCACUGGACUCUGAACCCUGUUAGAUGGUUCCGCAAGUCUGAGACUAACAUCUGGGAUAAUGUCAAGCCAAGUGUGCUCGGUGCCAGCAAGCCCGCCUGGAUGGACUUCGACGACGCUUGGGUUGACGAGGUCCGUCGCGGACUGCUCGCCUGCCGUGUCUUCUUGUGGUACCCUCUUUACUGGUUGGCCUACAACCAGAUGUUGAACAACCUGACCUCCCAGGCCGCCACAAUGAAGCUUGGCGGUGUCCCUAACGAUAUCAUCAACAACCUGAACCCGUUCGCCCUCAUCAUCUUCAUUCCCAUCUUCGACCAGAUUGUCUACCCCGGUCUUCGCAAGAUGGGUAUCAACUUCACCCCCCUCAAGCGUAUCACCGCCGGUUUCUGCAUGGCUGGAGCUGGUAUGAUCGUCGCUGCCGUGACCCAGCACUACAUCUACAAGCUUGGUCCUUGCGGUGACCAGGCAAACUACUGUCUCGAGGUCAAGGGUGAAUACACCAACAUCUCCGUGUGGAUCCAGGCCCUGACCUACAUCCUGGGUGGUAUCUCUGAGAUUCUCGCGUCCGUCACAUCCCUUGAGUACGCCUACACCAAGGCGCCCAAGAACAUGCGAUCGCUCGUGCAAGCUGUCGCCCUCUUCAUGAACGCCAUCUCCUCCGCAAUCGGACAGGCCUUCGUUGGUCUUUCCGUGGACCCCUUGCUCACCUGGAACUACACCUUGGUUGCACUGUUGGCGUUCAUUGGAGGUGCUGGCUUCUGGGCAACGAACUACAAGCUCGAUCGCGAGGAAGAUGCUAUGAACAUGCUUCCUGAUAGUCAGAUGAACAACCGCGAAGUCGUUGAUGAGGAGCGGAAAUAA
This is a messenger RNA of Penicillium brevicompactum, 1851 nucleotides long. RefSeq lists its product as uncharacterized. Gene Ontology annotation, molecular function: dipeptide transmembrane transporter activity. The transcript has 5 exons. Lineage: Eukaryota; Fungi; Ascomycota; Eurotiomycetes; Eurotiales; Aspergillaceae. Gene Ontology annotation, biological process: oligopeptide transport; transmembrane transport. The record is from RefSeq and is a predicted model, not a curated record. Gene Ontology annotation, cellular component: membrane. The coding region runs from base 1 to 1851 and encodes 616 amino acids.